Danio aesculapii is the source of this 4434-nucleotide messenger RNA. It is a transcript of the gene helz, whose product is annotated as helicase with zinc finger. Gene Ontology annotation, biological process: regulatory ncRNA-mediated post-transcriptional gene silencing. The record is from RefSeq and is a predicted model, not a curated record. Gene Ontology annotation, cellular component: P granule; cytosol. NCBI's taxonomy places the organism in Eukaryota, Metazoa, Chordata, Actinopteri, Cypriniformes, Danionidae. Gene Ontology annotation, molecular function: metal ion binding; helicase activity. Bases 106 to 4419 code for a protein of 1437 amino acids. The transcript has 28 exons.
CAGGAAGCAGUGCGCAGAAAUAUUUGACCCAUAAUGCAUCGCGACGGCUGACAAGUGGAUCCAAGAUGGCGUAGAAAGUAAAGCUAGACACUCUGUCCCAGAGUCAUGGAGGACAGGAGGCCACAGAAGUCAUGUGACGAGGCCAUUGGAUCAUUAGCGAGGCAGGAGUAUGAGGCGGCGGUGGCCCACAGCACAGAGGCCCUGCUGGCCAUGGGGCCCCGGACCCCGACCCCCAGCACUGCCCUCCUGCGCACGCGAGCCCUGCUCUACCGCAUAGCAGCACGACUACAGCUGAAGGACUAUGAUCAGGCUGAUGAAGACUGCAAGCAUGUGUUUGCUGAGGAGCUGGCCAAGGGAGAUGGCAGUUUCAGGGCAGGGCUUCAGAGUCUGCUGCUGGACGGAAGCUUACAGGAGGUCUGCAGCGUUCUCUCUAAAGCGCUUUAUGGAGAACCCCUGAAUGGGAUCAUGACUAAAGACAUGACGAGACUGAAGAGGCUCCUCUCAGAAAUAGAGGCGGUGAGGAGUAAAAUGGUGAUUUCUGAAGAGAACGAGGAGGAUGUUCAGGAGGGCUGGCAGUUUCGUCCUCCUCCUCGAGGGGUCACAAGUAGUGAAGAAUACACAUUGUGCAAAAGGUUUUUGGAGCAGGGUCUGUGCCGGUACGGAGCUCAGUGCACCUCUGCUCACUCUCAGGAGGAGCUGACCGAAUGGCAGCGGCGUUACGCCUCGCGCCUCAUCCGCCUCAAACAGCAGCAGGAGGGCAAACACUUCAGCGAGAACUACAUGGAGGCGCUCAUCGAGAAGUGGAUCAACUCACUCACCCCCGAGAGAGUGAUGAAUGACUGUGUGGAUGGAGUUACAGUGGAGCACAGCUCAGAUCUCUCCAUUACCGUCAACACCAAGAAAUCAUCCCACUCCUGGACAUUCACGCUCUUCUGCAAGCCGGUCCGCACUCUUCAGCGCAUCGCUCUGCUGUAUGACGCCAAUCGGCCCCAUUUCUCCAUCGCAUCAGUGUCAGCCGGAGAUGCCUCCGCCCUGGAGCCGCAGCCGGUGUGCCCGGGCGGCUGUCAGGAGUGGAGCGCCACCGGCCCGGUGCAGAAUGGGAUGGACCACUGCGUCUACACGGUGGAGAUCGCCUUCAGCACAGAGAUCUUCGGCACCUUCCGGCAGACCGUGGUGUUUGAUUUGGGCUGUGAGCCAGUGCUGAUGCAGAGAGUGAUGGUGGACGCUGCAUCCAUCGAAGACCUGGAGCACCUGUUGCAGGCGCGGCAGCAGCUCCUGAUGACGGCCAAGCGCUGGGACUCGUCCUGCAAAACCAUCGUGGAGUUCGUCCCGAAUGAGAACAUGGACCUGGAGCGCAGUUUGCUGACCCGCUACCAAAUCCCGCUGUCCGCCGACCAGCUCUUCACGCAGUCUGUCCUGGACAAAACCCUCACCAGAGACAACUACCAGCCGCGGCUGCACGACCUGCUCUACAUCGAGGAGAUCGCGCAGUACAAGGAAGUCAGCAAGUUCAACAUUAAGGUUAACCUGCAGCUGGUGACGAGCUUCAUGCUGACGGGCAUUUCAGGCGGUGCCAAAUACGCUCAGAACGGACAACUGUUUGCACGCUUCAAGCUGACGGAGACGCUAUCUGAAGACACGCUGGCCGGCAGACUGGUCAUGACGAAGGUCAACUCUGUGCUCCUGCUGCCCCUUUUUAAAGAGCGCAUGGGCCAGAACCAGCCAUCGGGAGCCAAGGAGCGCGUUUACGAGGCAUUAAUUGAGGAGAAAACGAAGGAUUACAUCUUCCUGCGGGUCUGUAGGGAGUGCUGCGAUGAGCUCGGGCUGGUGGCGGAUCAGGAGCUGCAGGUGGAGCUGCAGUUUCAGCUGAACAGGCUUCCUCUGUGUGAGAUGCACUACGCCCUGGACCGCGUCAGAGAUAACAGUAUCCUGUUUCCAGACAUCAGCCUCACUCCCACAAUCCCCUGGAGUCCCAACAGGCAGUGGGACGAGCAGCUGGAUCCGCGUCUGAAUGCCAAGCAGAAGGAGGCGAUUCUGGCCAUCACCACGCCGCUCUCCAUCAGUCUCCCGCCGGUGCUCAUCAUCGGGCCCUACGGCACCGGCAAGACCUUCACGCUGGCCCAGGCUGUCAAACACAUCCUCAAGCAGCCCGAGUCACGGGUGCUGAUCUGCACACACUCGAACAGCGCCGCCGAUUUGUACAUUAAAGAUUACCUUCAUCCAUACGUGGAGGCGGGAAAUCCACACGCACGACCUCUCAGGGUUUACUUCAGGAACCGCUGGGUGAAGACUGUCCACCCGCUGGUGCAGCAGUACUGCCUGAUCUCCGGAGCGCACUUCACCUUCCAGAUGCCCACGCGGCAGGACGUGGAGCGCCACCGUGUGGUCGUGGUCACACUCAGCACAUCCCAGUACCUCUGCCAGCUCGACCUGGAGCCAGGGAUCUUCACACACAUCCUGCUGGACGAGGCGGCUCAGGCGAUGGAGUGUGAGACCAUCAUGCCUCUGGCUCUGGCUGUGAAGAGCACUCGUGUGGUUCUGGCUGGAGAUCACAUGCAGCUCAGCCCGUUCGUGUACAGUGAGUUUGCGCGGGAGAGGAAUCUGCACGUGUCUCUGCUGGACCGGCUGUAUGAGCAUUACCCGUCCGAAUACCCCUGCAGGAUCCUGCUCUGUGAAAACUACCGCUCGCAUGAGGCAAUCAUCAACUACACGUCUGAUCUCUUCUACGAGGGAAAGCUGAUGGCCAGCGGGAAACAGCCGCCACAUAAGGAUUUUUACCCUUUGACCUUCUUCACAGCCCGCGGAGAAGACGUGCAGGAGAAAAACAGCACCGCGUACUACAACAACGCUGAGGUGUUUGAGAUCGUGGAGCGUGUGGAGGAGAUGCGGAAGAAGUGGCCCGUGUCCUGGGGGAAGCUGGAGGAGGGCAGCAUCGGUGUGGUCUCGCCCUACGCCGACCAGGUCUUCCGGAUCAGAGCCGAACUGCGCAAAAAGAGGAUGUCGGAGGUCAGCGUGGAGAGAGUGCUCAAUGUGCAGGGUAAGCAGUUCCGGGUGCUGUUCUUGAGCACGGUGCGCACGCGUCACACCUGCAAACACAAGCAGACGGCCAUCAAGAGGAAGGAGCAGCUGGUGGAGGACUCGACUGAAGAUCUGGACUACGGCUUUCUGUCCAACUACAAGCUGCUGAACACCGCCAUCACUCGAGCACAGUCACUGGUGGCCGUGGUGGGAGACCCCAUCGCCCUCUGCUCUGUGGGACGCUGCAGAAAGUUCUGGGAGACCUUCAUCUCUAUCUGCCAUGAGAACCACAGCCUCCACGGCAUCACCUUUGAGCAGAUUAAGGUCCAGCUGGAGGCCCUGGAGCUGAAAGAAGACGUAUGUGCUCAACCCGCUGGCCCCAGAGUUCAUCCCUCGGGCCCUGCGCUCGCAGCAUCCGCCGCAACAGGGCCCUGGAAAACACCAGCACUCCCCACCCAAAGGUACUGCAUCAGGCUCACUGCAUCCCACCUCGGAUUAGUGUCUGUUUCUCCUCAAGCCCUGCACUUCAUUGGCUCCAUCACUCGGGCUAAAGGACAGCUGGCCAAUCACACGGAGCCCUUCCCCCCUGAAGGUUUCGUUCAGCCCAAUGCUGCGGUGUUGAUGGGAAACCCAAUCCAGGCCUUUACUCCACCGGGUGCAGGAGCGCCAGCUUCUGGAAAAUCACCGAGUCCCGUUCAGAGACUCGACCCCGGGGCCAGCAUCCUAUAUGUGCCUGCAGUUUAUGGGGGAAAUAUGGUGAUGCCCAUGCCUCUUCCGUUGCCCUGGGCCGGUUAUCAGAGCCGUUUUGCGAUGGAUCCUCGCUUUAUGAGCCACCAGGCGGCCAUGUACAACUUGAACCUGCGUCCUGCAGCCAGUCGCACCUCACCUGUGCUGUACGGAUUCAGUCACGCGUCGCCUUUAGGCCUCAACCAGCAGCAAAAUACAGAGAAAGAGCUGCUUCAAGAGCCCAGCGGGAACGGGAAAAUGGACAUUAAUGGGAAAGCCGAGCAUUGUCGACUGCUGACGCCUGAGAGAAAAGCCCCUGAACUGAAGGAAAAACAGGGGGAUCCAGAAUCGGUCCAAAACAAGAGUCCAGAGCCCCAGUCCAGCAUGGGGCUUCCCUGCAAACCGCCUCAUACGCAAAGACCCCCAGAGAGCCCUCAAUUUCCACCUCGGACCCCCACAUCCUGGAUUCCCCUCUCAUCAUGGGAACAGCCAGUUCCCACAGCAGUACGGCCUGUCCCGACCCCCUCUCCGCAUGCAGACGCCCAUGCACCCGCAGGCCUCCUCCUUUCCUCCGUCGUUUUUCAGCGGGCCGCCGAUGGGACCCCGCGGACUGCAGUCUCCGGUGCUGGAAGGCGGAGAGGACCCCGAUGGGGGCCGGGAUGUCUGAGGAUCUGAAGGGUGUGGUUCGAG